Molecule: messenger RNA, 993 nt
Organism: Helianthus annuus (common sunflower)
Lineage: Eukaryota; Viridiplantae; Streptophyta; Magnoliopsida; Asterales; Asteraceae
Exons: 2
Coding region: 1-993 (330 amino acids)
Molecular function (GO): catalytic activity
Source: RefSeq, a predicted model, not a curated record
AUGAAUUGUCUUUCUUUAAAUAUUCGUGGGAUUGGGGGUCGUGGUAAAUCGGGUAAGAUUAAGCACCUUAAAAACGUUCAUGGGAUUUCUUUUAUCGGAUUGCAAGAGACGAUGGUUAGUAAUAUUUCCCCUGGUUUGGUUUCAAAUUUUUGGGGAGGUAUGGGUUUUGAGUAUGAUUUUGUUAAUGCUUAUGGUAACUCGGGUGGUUUAAUGUGUUUGUGGGAUCCAAAAGUUUUUUCUAAAGAAUUGGUGAAUAAAGAUCGGAAUUUUCUCCACGUGGCGGGGUGGUGGAUUGUGUUCGGCGAUUUUAACGCGGUUAGAGAUAGGGAUGAAAGGAAAAAUUCGGCGUUUGACCCGGUAUGUGCUCGUGAUUUUAAUAACUUUAUUGAUGAAGCCGGGUUGCGUGAAUAUGACUUGAAAGGGUUAAAGUUCACGUGUAUGACUAAUAGAAAAAGUGUGUGUAAGUUUAGUAGAAUCGACAGGGUGUUGGUUUGUGAUAAUGUUUUUAUCAAAUGGCCUAAUGCGUGCGUUCGGGCCAUUAACAGAGAUUGUUCGGACCAUUCUCCAUUGGUAUUUUCUGUCAAAGACUCGAAUUUUGGGCCCGAACCGUUUAGGUUAUUUGACUCUUGGUUGGAUAGACCAGGGUGUUUACAGGUUAUUGAAACUGUUAUGGGAGGAUGGAGGAACGAAGGAAAGGCGGAUCUUAACCUGCUCACUAAAUUAAAAAGACUUAGAGGGUGUUUAAGGGACUGGUUCAAAGUUUAUAGUGCCAACGAAAUUGAGGAGGAGACUCGGUUGAGAAAAGAGAAAGAUGACAUUGAAAUUCAAAUGGAGAAUAAUGAUUUGGAAGAUGCGGACAUGUGGAUUUGGACCGAAUGUAAAAAAGCUCUAGAAGAAAUUGAGAUUUUGAAGGCUCGUGAUAUCAAACAAAAAUCUCGCGUCAAAUGGGCCGCCUUGGGUGACGAAAAUUCUAAUUUUUUCAUAACAUGGUAA